AUGCUGUACGAAUCGAUUCUAUUUGGAUCUACCUUUGUGAUGACGUCAUUCAUUCUCAUGACUGGCUGUUCAUCGAAGAAAAAAGCGGCUCCUUCUGUGGCACCAUCUCCACAAAGUGCUUCGAAGUCUCCAGCUACAACACCCAGUGUCGCAAAAUCUACAGUUAGUAAAUCACCGGCCACAGAGACAAAGGCAACAGAAACUGGCGAAACGAAGGAUACAACAAAUGCUGAAACAAAGAAUGAAGAGACAAAGGGAAAUGAUGAGGAGACGAAUGAUAAAACUGAGGCAAAAAAGGAUGAAACACGACAAGAAACGGUUAGAAAAGAUGACGAUAAGAAAGAUGAUGGGGAAAAAAAGAAAGAAGAAGAUGAGAAAGAAAACGAUAAAAAGGAAGAAAAUAAGAAUGAGAACAAGAAGAAGAAAGAAGAUUUUAUCCGUGCUGAUCCUACUGAACUCUCUUUCGAAUCUGCUACAACCAGUCAAAAGAAACUCCGUUUGAAGAAUUUGACCGGCAAGAAAUUGAUGUUCAAAGUGAAAUCAACAACAACUAACACUUACUUGAUCAAUCCGGUAUUCGGGAAAAUCGAGCCAAACAACUUUGCUGAUGUGAUGAUAACUCAUCGUCCAUCCGGCAAAAGGGAAGAUAAACUCGUGAUUGUAUCAUCUGAAAUGUUGGGAAAAGAACUCGAAAUGGCAAAAACAUUCAAACAAAUCAAGACAACUGGAAAUGAUGUCCUUGUCAAACUUGUAUCUACUUGA
Molecule: messenger RNA, 762 nt
Organism: Caenorhabditis remanei
Lineage: Eukaryota; Metazoa; Nematoda; Chromadorea; Rhabditida; Rhabditidae
Exons: 5
Coding region: 1-762 (253 amino acids)
Source: RefSeq, a predicted model, not a curated record